CAGACAAUCCAGAGCAAGCAGGGGUGUUUCCCACUUUCUUUUCUGCUUAGCUGACUCACUGCCUGGGUCCUCAGCCUUCAAUAAAAGUUCCUCUGCCUUGCAGAAUUGCUUCCUUGGCCAACCAGGACACCAACUUUGCCCUUAACACCAUGCAACGCUGCUUCUUCUUACUGGUUGUCUUCUUGAGUCAUCAUGUCACAGGCUCAUUCCCAGUUCGUCUGACUGGAGGCCCAAAUCUCUGUGCAGGACGGGUGGAAAUUUUCCACCAAGGCAAAUGGGGAACAGUAUGUGAUGAUGACUGGGAUAUGCGGGAUGCGGCUGUGGUGUGCCGGGAACUGGAUUGUGGAGAGGCUCUUUCAGCUCCCCAUGGGGCCUGGUUUGGGGAAGGACCUGGGCCCAUCUGGUUGAAUGAGGUGCGUUGCGCAGGCACCGAGUGGAACUUGCACUCCUGCCACCACCUGGGCUUCCGAAAGCAUGUCUGUACCCAUGAAGAAGACGCCAGUGUCAUCUGCUCAGAGCAGCGUUUCCCCCCUUUCACUUCUUUUCCUCCUCACACAACUUUCAGGAGCGGGAAAAUGGACAUAGGAACCACAGCAAGACCAGUGGUUUCUCCUACCCCUGCUCAGGGGGCUCCUGCUCUCCGUCUUGUAGGUGGCAGAAGCCAUUGUUCUGGCCGGGUGGAAGUCUUCCAUGAGGGACAGUGGGGGACAGUGUGUGAUGACAUGUGGGACCUUCUGGAUGUUGCGGUGGUCUGUCGGGAACUAGACUGCGGAGAGGCUCUGGCAGCACCAGGUGGUGCUUUCUUUGGUGAAGGGAGCAGUGUCAUCUGGCUGGAUGAUGUACAGUGCCAAGGAGAAGAGCCAGCCCUGAUACAGUGCCAUACCAGUUCCUGGGGAACAAACAACUGUAGACACAGUGAAGAUGCUGGUGCUGUGUGUUCAGGUGAAAUGCCACUUGCUAUGGUGGAAGAACACGUGGCCAUGCUCACAAGGACAUUGGCACCUCAGCGAUUCCGAACUGUGGCCCCCAGGAGAAUCCCACGUCCCACUCGGCCUUCAAGAACCCGAGAAGAACCUGUGGCUAAUGAAGUGUCACAUGCAGAAAAGAGGCUGAAGGAAAGUCUUGCAGAGAGAGUACUAGGUGCCCAAUGGCAGGUACGCCUGGUAGGAGGCCCCGGAUCCUGUGCUGGUCGAGUAGAAGUUCUGUAUAAAGACCAUUGGGGAACGGUAUGUGAUGAUGGCUGGGAUCUGGUAGAUGCAGCUGUGGUGUGCCGUGAGUUGGGCUGUGGAGCUCCUCUUCUCAGUCCAGGCAAUGCACGUUAUGGACCUGGUUCUGGACCGAUCUGGUUGGAUGACGUCAACUGCACUGGGUCAGAGUUCACUCUAAGGCGCUGCCGUUCUCAGCCCUGGGGCAAGCAUAACUGCAAUCACCAUGAGGAUGCUUCUGUCAUCUGCACAGGGAAGUGGAAACGUUUGUCAUUACCAAAGCCAUUCAGUGAUUCAGCUAAAUCAACCACCACUACCUCUCCAACUACUGCUACCACCACUACCACCACUACUACUACUGCACAAAACAUUAGGCCUUUAGAUGGACCAGAGUUGCAAAGCACCUUGGAUGUGCCGGAGGCUACCAGAGCCACUCAGACUUUUCUAGAUGAAUUGGAGAAAGAGACAUUACAGUCACAGCACACUGAUAAACCUUUAAGGCCCAUACAAAACGUGGAGCUAGAACAAGAACAAAAUACAAAGGUAACAAGCCCCACAGACACAGUUGAAAUAACCCCUAGUACAGAAAUUGUGCUGACGUCGGUCCAAGAAAUGGAGUCAACCAGAACCCCUGAGAGAAGGACAACUGCAUACAAAUGGGUGAAGGAGACCACAGAUGAAACUACGCCUGAUCUAGAAAUCCUGCAACGUGUUCAUGAGAUGUCUUCAACCAAGAUUCCAAAGACAAAAUCCUACAUGAACCAAUGGGAACCAGAGCCAAUUUAUGUCUCAACAAAAUCUCAGCCAUCCUCAAACAUGCUGGAUUUGGAAUCUAAAAGAGAAAGAGAGACAACAACCCAUUGGGGUAUGCAUAAAACUACAGUUGAUCUAGAGACCUUGCAGAAUGGUGAAGAAAUGGAAUCAGUCAGCUCCCCAAAGAGCAUAUCUCCACACAAAUGGGAACAAAAGACAACCUAUGCUACAACAAUGUCUCAGCCACCUUCAACCAUAUUGGAUUUUGAAUCUAAAAGAGACACAAUAACCCACAAGGCAAUGAACAUUACCACACCUGAUUUAGAAAUUUUGCAGAAUGGCCAAAAGAUGGAAUCAACCAGCUCCCCAAAGGGCACAACUCUACACAAAUGGGAACAAAACUCAACUUACACAACAACAACAUCUCAACUAUCUUCAACCAUGUUGGAUGUGGAAUCUAAAAAAGACACUACAACUUAUAUGGUCAUGGAUAGAACUGUCCCUGAUCUAGAAAUUCUACAGAAUGGUGAAGAAGAGAUGAAAUCAACCAGCUCCCCAAAGAGUACAACACUAAACAAAUGGGAACAAAACACAAUUUACGCUACAACAGCAUCUCAACUAUCUUCAACCAUGUUAGAUGUGGAAUCUAAAAGAGACACAACAACUCAUAUGGUCAUGGAUAGAACUGUCACUGACCCAGAAAUUCUACAGAAUGGUGAAGAGAUGGAAUCAACCAGCUCACCAAAGACAACAUCAUCCUCACACAAAUGGCAACAAAAGCCCACUUCUUCUCCCAUUGAGUACCUGUCACCGUUUGUCACAGUGGAUUUGGAAUUUGAGACAGAAACCGAGUCAACCACUCCAUCAGUAAUUGAUCUGUCUACAGUAACAGACACUGCUAAUCCUGCAACAGACAUGGAGCCCCCCAUACAUUGGAGCAACAUGUCUAAAUUGCCUCAUAUCACACAAGAUAUAGAACCCAUCAACACUGUAGCAGAAGCUCAACCUACCACAUGGAUAAAAAAUAGGGAAGCAACUGAUAAUGAAGUAAAGGAACUGAUUCAGUUCUCAAAGAGAUUAGAGGCUACAAUGGCGAUAGAACUGCCAACAGCCACAGAGAACACGCAACCUGUAAAGCACAUGGAAACAACUUACUCCAAAAUCCCAGACUCUAAAGAGAACACAAGACAGAAGCAACAAGAGGAAUCAAAUAAAAAUCUACAUGCCAUACAGUCAAUAGAGUCCACCUUCCCUCCCAAUGAUGUGAGAUCUUUGGAUGAAACGGAUGCUCAGAAUGCAACCAAAUGGCCUCAAAGUCCACUGUCACACACAGUCUCACCACGUGGACAAACUGAAGAUGGUUUGGUGAGCUCAGGGGACACAGGAAGUGAAACAAGCUUCACAGAUAUUGUUUCGACACUGAGCAUGACUAAAGCACUGAGGCUGGAUAUUUCAUCUACAGAGACUGUUGCCAGUUCUUCUAAACUAAGUGAGUCACCCUCUGGCUGCCCUAUUAGGCAGGAGCAAAAGCAAGAACACCAAGACUUCUGCUGUUCAUCACCUGCAAUGAGGAACUUGGUCCAAGCAAUGGAAGGCCUCCGUGGGGAUCUGGGCUCCCUCUCUACCACCAUUCAACAUCAGGGUUCCCAAAUGGAAGCUGUAGCUUUCAGUCUAGCUGAGUUGGCAGCUUCGGUGCGACAUUUGGUGCGGGCACUGCCUACCCUAAGACUGCAGCCCUCAGUCCAGUCCUCCUCUGCUCCACAUAGGCAGGAUGAGGAUCAGAGGUAAAAACAGCUUCCCUUAAAAUGAAAAGGGAAGGCAAGGAAGUUGCCAUGAAGUCCAGGUAGAGUUGGAAGGGAUCAAAAUGCUAUCUGGUCAAACUCUGCUGGGAAAUGGACCGAGAUCAACCCAUGCAAUUGUAAUAGAUAUGCGAUAAACAGAGGUCACAAACAUCGCAGAAAAAUUGUAGAGGAGCAUAGUCCAGUCAUUAUGGUUAUGGCCAAUUUAUGUAUCACCUAAAGAUGCUACUGGGUGAGAUGGGGUGAUUGGAGA
Anolis sagrei ordinatus is the source of this 4010-nucleotide messenger RNA. RefSeq lists its product as uncharacterized. Gene Ontology annotation, cellular component: plasma membrane. Gene Ontology annotation, biological process: zymogen activation. Gene Ontology annotation, molecular function: serine-type endopeptidase activity. Lineage: Eukaryota; Metazoa; Chordata; Lepidosauria; Squamata; Anolidae. The record is from RefSeq and is a predicted model, not a curated record.